UGUGCAAUUGACAACCAACAAACCCGGCGCGUCAUGUUCUAUCAGCCGAGCCGCAGAACCGCCCACCCAACUAUUCGGUGCCCCCAUUGAUUUGCUUUACACAACUCCAACUUCAGUAUAGCUUACACAAUUGGAAAAGUCGAACCCAGCAUGAACUCGGCACGGUAUGUUUGACAGACAACCGUGGCGAUCUGAUUUUGUGUUACAUUGGAACGAUUUUCCAGUGAAGCGAUUAAUAUCCGCAUCUCCUUAGUUCAUUCACCACCAAGAGCCCACGUAUCCAACGCAACGCUACCGAAUAAGCCCCCUGCAUCAACCCAUCGCCACCUCACAAUGGCACGGCCAUCACAUUCCCCAUCCUCCGCACGGCAUUUCGCAUCCUUCUCCACCCUCGUCCUCCUCUUGGCCCUCCUCUUGCAACCCGCGCUUCCCGUGACUCACGCUCAGCCAUUCUCGUUCGGUUACGACGCGCGGUCGCCAGGGCUUAUGGGCGAUCCCAGUGCUUCCGACUUUCAGCUCAGCCCGAGCGCUACAGCUUUCGUCGCAAACGGCUCGUCGGAGUCGACAGUGGUAACCAUGGCAACGCCGUCGCCGUCGCAGCCGUCGUCGUCUUCGUCGAACCAGUCGCGGUUGUCGUCGCAGUCGUUUUCGCGAGUCGUGGACGGCAUCAAUUACCCUCGCAUGCAGAAGAGAAUCCGUUAUCCGACUUGCACUAAGAUGGAAAGCGACAAUGUGACGUUGGAGAUCGGGCUGAAGGCCGUGGGAACGAAGUGGCGCGGUUGGGGAACUUCCCUUGCCUGGGCUGGGCGCUUCCUCGGCGGUUUGGCACAGCCCUUUAGGCGCAAGGUUAUGCUGGACUUAAUAUUCGACAAGAAGAAAGGCAUCGGCUUUAAUCUCGUCCGCUACGCCAUACCCGGAGGGUACGCGCCUCGGCACAGCCCUAAGAUCUGGCGACAGGACAAGUACCAGGGGUACAGCCCAAGGAAGGGGGUUUGGAACUGGGCCGGGGAUUGGAGGCAAGUAUUGGCGCUUAAGGAGGCUCGAAUGCGCGGGAAAAUCGAGGUGGACGCGAUCAGUUACUCGCCGCCCUGGUGGAUGACGCUAAGUAAAGACGCGGCGGGAAACGUGCGGGGCAAGCCGAAUCUCAUGGCGCGGCACUACCCCACCUACGCAGACUACCUCUCGACGGUCGCGGCGCAUUUUCAGCGGAGGUGGGGGAUCCAGUUCGCGGGGAUCGCGCCGUUUAACGAGGCGCUCGAGGGGUGGUGGAAGAAGGGAGGGUACCACGAAGGGUGCACGUACACCGGCCUCGGAAUGCGCAAGCUUGUGUUUAUGCUCCGGAAAGGGAUGCAGCGGCAAAAGCUUUCGAAAACGCGCAUCGUUGGAGUGGACAGUUGGCCCGGGUACACUGUAAACGCGCUGCGGAAGUCGGUCUGGCCGCUGGGGCACGCGCCGGAUGUCAUCUCGGUGCACGGUUACCGAUCCCUGCGUACGAUGUCGAUUUCGGGGGACGAGAGCGAGUACAAGGCGAUUCGGGACGAGGCGCGCAAGCACAACAACACCCCGAUAUGGCAGACGGAGUGGGGUCCGUUGCAGAUCGGUGGAACCCCGCUGGAAAUCGGGUUAUAUAUGGCACGUGCGAUCGCGCAGCAUAUGAACAUUUUGGGUGUAGAGGCGUGGUACCACUGGCUGCCUGUACAGAGUGUGAAUAAAGCGAACUGGGGACCCAUUCAGGUGAGGUGGAAGCUGUUCGGCCCGAUUCGCCCGAAGCUGACGAAGCAGUUUUUCGGCAUGCUACACUUCACCCGAUGGAUCCACAAGGGCAGUUACCCGCUCCACAUUCGCAACGAGUGCAAGCAUUCGGUUGUCGCAGCGUAUUCGCCUAAGGCUCGUCGGCUGUCAGUUACCAUCGUGAACCAGCAAUCUCGGGAAUUUCGCGUGAAUCUCAAGAUCAGUGGGUUCGACCGCUGGAACCGUAAGAAGUCGACAUUACGGCAAGUGAGGCGCACAUCUGCCAAGGAGAAUUACAGGCGGACAGCUAAGGACUACAGCUGGGAUGCGAUCACGUCGUACAGCGUGGUGAUUCAGGGCAACUCCGUCACCACGGUCGGGUGGACCAACGUCGCCAUGCUUGGUGACCCUCAGUUCGUUAUGGACUAGUGCAGAUUAGUAAGACAGCCAGGGAGAAGAGGCGCCGUGUCGGGCGGCUGAGAUGGCUUUGUGGGCUGAGAACAUUGACAAGUGGAUGGGGGAAUGGUCGUGCGAGGUUGCAAGACUCAGGGGGUGGAGGGGGGGGGACAAGGGGGAGGGGGAGGGGGGGGUUGGGUGGGGGGUGGGGAUUAGCGGGUUGGAGAGGGGGAAGGGGAUGGAGUUAUGUGAGGGUACGUGGGAUACCUGGGAGAUAAGAAUUGCAGUGGGAAGGGGGAUCUGGGCGGCCCUGCCUGGUGUGGUGGGCGCAAUAUAUUUUUGGCGUGUGAGGGCUUACAGUCCACAGCUAGUGGAUUUGAAGCUUCCUCAAAAUAGGUAGUCAACAUAAGAGAGCUUCUGGGCUUGUGUUUCCAAGUUGUAAUGUAAUUGAGGUAGUAGUGCUAUACGGUGUCUUCUAUGUAGUGUUUGAACUUGGAAAACAUGCACAAAGGGGGAG
Messenger RNA from Closterium sp. NIES-67, 2644 nucleotides. The record is from the annotation of a GenBank genome assembly. Lineage: Eukaryota; Viridiplantae; Streptophyta; Zygnematophyceae; Desmidiales; Closteriaceae.